AUGGAGCAAUUUGACCAAUCAGAUUACGGCCUCAUGUUCGCAACACACGAAUAUCCAGACCCAGACUACGCUGCAUAUGUCACCAAAUACCCCUGGAGAGAAGAUGACGGUUAUUUACCGUCAGCGCUACACGGUCUGCCUCCGGAAUCCUUGGAGGAGAUCUCACGCGCUGGGGUUUAUUCUAGUCCUCAGAAAGCUGGAGACGACGGAGGCGAGGUUCUCGAUAGUGUUGCUCAUGGGCCCGCCAAGGAGGUGACCUGGGAUCCCGACUACCAAGAGUCUGAAGCGGGUCUAACAGAAGAUGAAAACGUAUCGGAUGAAGACUCAUAUGCAGAGGCGUUGAAAGGCCGGAGGGAUGAAACUCGGCUGCGUCAAAGGCAGAGAUCCGGCCGACGUGCUGAUGUAUCUGGUAGAAAUUCAAGCGCACCUAGGAAGGGAAGGAGAGGUCGCGGUGGUAGGGUUGGGCGAGGAGGUAAGGGAAUGAAAAAGGGCUUGCGCAAGCCCAUCGAGCCAACACCAGAAUUCAAGGCGCUACACUCUCAGGCUACCAUGGCUUUUAUUGAUCAAAAUUACGAAGAAGCCGAGAAUCUCACGCUUCAGGCAUUGCUCAUCAACCCUGAAAUGUAUCCCGCUCACAACCUACUCUCAGAGAUCCACGCUGCUCGUGGUGACAAAGCGAAGGCGCUUAGUGCUGCAUGGAACGGAGCACACACCAGGCCGCGAGACCCUGAGAUGUGGUCAAGAAUCGCACGUCUGAUUCUGGAGCGUGAUGACGAUGACAGAGAUUCCACACUUCGAGACGCGAUUUACUGCUACAACCGCAUUCUCUACGUCGACAGUUCGAAUGUCGAAGCACGAUACCAGCGAGCUGCAUUGAAUCAUGAAUUGGGCCACAAAAGGAAGGCUGCCAACGAGUAUGAGCAACUGAUCAAACAGCUUCCGCACGAUACGACAGUCCUGCGUCACCUCGCGGAAAUUUACAUCGACCUUGACGAGCCUGACAAUGCUUUGAGUCAUUACGAAGCCACCAUAUAUUAUUUUCAAUUAGUUGAGCCCUGUGACGUUACCAGUUUCACUUGGUCAGACGUUAACAUUGUCUGUGAGCUGUACGGUGUUCAGCGACGGUGUGAGGAAGGUAUUACUGUGCUCAAAACAUUAUCUCGCUGGCUACUUGGUCGUGCAAAAGAAAAAUGUUGGGAAGCGUUUGAUGAGGACGACAGAGAAUGGGACCUCGAAGAUCAGCCCCGUCGUAAUGACGUGCCAGGAUUUGUGCCUGGUGAACAUGACGUGACCUCGUACGGCGAUGGCUUGCCUCUAGAGUUGCGUGUCAAGUUGGGAGUAUUCCGAUUGAAGUCUGAAAGUCGAAAUCUCAUGGAAGCAAUUGCAAGUACCUCGCCUUUAAUUGAUUCGCGCCAUUGGCUGACAUGA
Messenger RNA from Letharia columbiana, 1428 nucleotides. RefSeq lists its product as uncharacterized. The transcript is spliced from 2 exons. The coding region runs from base 1 to 1428 and encodes 475 amino acids. Gene Ontology annotation, molecular function: protein binding. Gene Ontology annotation, cellular component: transcription factor TFIIIC complex. The record is from RefSeq and is a predicted model, not a curated record. NCBI's taxonomy places the organism in Eukaryota, Fungi, Ascomycota, Lecanoromycetes, Lecanorales, Parmeliaceae. Gene Ontology annotation, biological process: transcription by RNA polymerase III.